Molecule: messenger RNA, 2982 nt
Organism: Papaver somniferum (opium poppy)
Lineage: Eukaryota; Viridiplantae; Streptophyta; Magnoliopsida; Ranunculales; Papaveraceae
Exons: 8
Coding region: 1-2982 (993 amino acids)
Molecular function (GO): helicase activity
Source: RefSeq, a predicted model, not a curated record
AUGUUGAUAAACUCUGUGGUAUCCUGGACUCUUGAAGAUGUACUAAAUCAUGACCUUUACAAAGAUAAGGUGGAGACGAUUCCGGAGACUUUCUCGUCGAUGGAGCAUUACUUCAAUUCAUUUCGGUAUCCUCUUCUUGAGGAAAUCCGCACUGAAAUAUACGCGAGCAUUGGAAAUCUAUCUUUGUCCCGAACGUGUAGCAUUUUCUCUAUUAGGAAAGAUCGAGGUCAUAAGCCACCAGAAAAUCUGUUGUACGGAAUUACAGUUGGCGGUAAAUAUCUGCCCCAUUGUAAUGAUGUAAUUGCCUUGUUGGAUGAGAGACCUUCAACUCUGGAGAACUUAAGCAGACCUGGGAGACUGUAUGUUCCAGCUAUAGUAUUGGGUGUAAGCUAUACACGAAAACAUAAAACACUCCACAUCCUUGCAUCAAAACCCAUUAUGGCAGAAAAGCAUGAGAAGAAGAUGAAGAUUACACCUAAGUUUGCAGUGUCCCUCAUAAACCUUAUACCCAGUCUUCGUAUAUGGGAAGCUCUAAAAGAUGGCAGGAACGUGAACAUUAUCAAGGAGGUCUUGUCUUCUGCUUCCCAGGAUGAAGGUAGUUGUGGUAUGUGCUCUCAGCAAGUUGAAUGCCUCCAUGAACCCGAUUUGCGUUCAUUCAAUCUGAAUGAGUCGCAACUUGAUGCAGUGCUAAGCUCUGUUGCAACAAGUAAAUGUGAUCACAAAAGCUCUAUCAAACUUAUAUGGGGUCCUCCUGGGACAGGGAAAACAAAAACAGUUAGUAUCAUUCUUUUCGAGCUGUUAAAGAUGAAAUGCAAAACUCUUAUAUGUGCCCCAACUAACACUGCAAUUGUGGAAGUUACUUCACGGCUCAUGAAGAUUAUUAACGGUGCCUCGAAACAUGGCAGUUAUGGUUUGGGAGAUAUAGUGUUACUUGGAAAUGAAGACCGACUGAAGAUUAAAGAACAUGAUGAGCUUGCUAAUGCUUUUCUUGAUAAACGUAUUGAAGUACUUAGCAAGUGCUUUACCAGUUUUUCUAAAUGGGGUAGUUGGGUAGGAACUAUGAAAUCAUUGCUUACAGACUCUUACCAACAGUACCAUAAGUACUUAAAAAAUAGAAAAAACACCAAAACUAGGAAACGGGCCUGCUGUCUGUUUUGCCCUAAGAUAGAUCAAACUGACAAGCUAGAGGACGAGAAACUAAGCAUUGCUCUAAGAAUCGGUUUAUAUAUGAGGAAAAAAUUAAGCGGCUUUGAGAAAGAAAUGAGUUAUUGCAUAAGAUGUAUCUGCACUCACAUGCCAACUUCAGUUAUUACAGCUGAAGUGAUGGAUAAUAUGCACAAAGCACUUGAUUUGCUUAAGCAUUUUAUAUCUCUGGUACAGGAGCGUUCUUUUACCGAAGAACAAAUUAAAUUAAUCUUCUCUAGUUCAGAAACUAUAGGAUAUACUGUUAAUGACCCUUCUUUACUCUUAUUGGGUACGAGCCGUAAUGAAUGCCUUGAAAUUCUAUGUUCCCUCGCCAAAAUCUCAAUACGGAAGUUUCCUAAUGAUGCUGCCAUCAGAAAGUUUUGCUUGCAAAAGGCUUGUCUGAUAUUCUGCACUGCAUCAAGCUCUGCCAAAUUAAGUGAAAUCAAGAAAACGAAAUUAGUGAUUAUUGAUGAAGCUGCUCAACUUAGAGAAUGUGAAUCAGGAAUUCCCCUGCAACUACCGGAUGUCCAACAUGCUAUUCUCAUAGGUGAUGAACGCCAGCUGCCUGCAAUGGUUCAAAGCAAGGUCUCAGAAGAAGCUAAAUUUGGAAGAAGUCUGUUUGAGCGAUUGGUUUCACUAGGACACAAGAGGCAUCUUCUUGAUGUACAGUAUAGAAUGCACCCUUCCAUUAGCUUGUUCCCAAAUGCUGAGUUCUACGACAAAAAGAUUUCUGAUGCUUCUUCUGUUCAAGAAAGAAGCUAUACAAAGGAUCUGCUGCAAGGAAAUAUGUAUGGCUCUUAUUCUUUCAUCGAUAUUUCUUAUGGAGGGGAAGAAUUUGAUAAUAAGCACAGCCGGAAAAAUAUGACGGAGGUCGCAGUAAUAAAUGAGAUAAUUAAAAACCUAUUCAAAGUUGCAAAUGGCCAGAAGGUGAGCAUCGGUAUUAUAUCUCCAUAUAAUGCACAAGUUGUUGCAGUCUCUGAGAAACUUGGAGACAAAUAUGGAACACACUGCGACUUUUCAGUGAGUGUCCGUUCAGUUGAUGGGUUCCAAGGUGGAGAGGAGGACGUUAUAAUUAUAUCUACUGUGAGGUCGAAUGGGAAUGGUUCAAUUGGUUUCCUUUCUGAUGAGCAAAGAACGAAUGUCGCUCUGACAAGGGCAAGGUGCUGCCUCUGGAUUCUUGGGAAUGGCGAAACUUUAAUGAACAGUGAUAGUGUUUGGAGGAAAAUAGUUCUUGAUGCAAAAGAUAGAAGGUGUUAUUUCAAAGCUGAUGACGAUAAGAGAUUAUCGGAAGUAAUCAUAGAUUCCCUGAUUGAGCACGGCAAAUUUAAAGAGUUGAGAAGUAUGAAGUCUCUACUUUUGAAAGAAGCAAGAUGGAAGGUUACAUAUGGAGAUGAAUUUUGGGAGUCAUUUGUCAGAAUCAAGAGUGUUGUGACUCGGAAGGGAGUAGUCGAUCUUGUAAAGAAGCUUUCAAGUGGUUGGCGUGAUCGUCGUUCCAGACUAGAAAACCGUCAAAUCAUGAACGGACCUUCAUCACAGUUACUGAAAUGGAACCAUGUGAAUGCGCACUAUAAACUUCUUUGGACUACAGAUAUUAUCAAGGAUGAUUCCAAAUACACCCAAGUCCUGAAGUUUUUAAAUAUUUUACCUGAGAAGCAGAUACCCAGAUUAGUUAAGAAACUUGACAUUGCCUUCGGGAGGACACUGGAAGUUCCUAUGAGCUGGGAAAUCGAUCAUGACAACAAGCAAGAAGACUGUGUUGAGCUGUCAACUGCAUUGGCUUCAUUCCGUUUGAGAUAG